AUGAGGAAUAUCUUAUUUAUCCUCUUCUUUUUUUUGUGUGUUGUCUAUGCACAAAUUCCAUAUGAUGUUCAAAGGAUAUAUAAGCCAACAAAUCCUCAAUCUGUACAUGCCCUUCCGGGAGACAAAGUUGCUUCAGAUUACAAAUAUAAGGAUACUAAAAUGGAAGUGGAAAAAGAGAAUAGCAAGAAUACUUUAAAGUGGUUAGCACAGAAGUAUUACAAGGAUGUGGAUGAAACGAAUAAAAAUAUUUUAGAAGAAUUAGAUCAACUUAGUGAUAUAAUUGGGGAGAGAACAUUAUACUUCACUAUAUUUUAA
Messenger RNA from Plasmodium adleri (nom. inval.), 315 nucleotides. Its product is annotated as conserved Plasmodium protein, unknown function. The transcript has 5 exons. Bases 1 to 315 code for a protein of 104 amino acids. The record is from RefSeq and is a predicted model, not a curated record. NCBI's taxonomy places the organism in Eukaryota, Apicomplexa, Aconoidasida, Haemosporida, Plasmodiidae.